Pristis pectinata (smalltooth sawfish) is the source of this 7809-nucleotide messenger RNA. RefSeq names its product otogelin-like (gene otogl). Lineage: Eukaryota; Metazoa; Chordata; Chondrichthyes; Rhinopristiformes; Pristidae. The record is from RefSeq and is a predicted model, not a curated record. Bases 1 to 7731 code for a protein of 2576 amino acids. Gene Ontology annotation, biological process: L-arabinose metabolic process. The transcript is spliced from 57 exons. Gene Ontology annotation, molecular function: alpha-L-arabinofuranosidase activity; protein binding. Gene Ontology annotation, cellular component: extracellular matrix.
AUGGUUGGGAUAACAGAUGGAGAAUACAUGCAGAAGCAAUUUGAGUUUGAAGAAGAUUCUAAGUGUCUAGUGGAGGAACGAAUCUUUCCUCGUUCACAGCGGAGAUCUAUUGAGAUGAACAUUGCUCGGAAACUUAAAUUAAUGGAUUACAGUGCAUCUGUUGUGCAACAGACGAGUUUAACCUACAAUUCCACAUACUCUGAAGGUGUUUGUUCACGUGAUUGUCUCAAUGGUGGCUUUUGCAGUGGGGAUGAUACAUGUGACUGCAGUGAGCGCCAGGCUAAUGGAAGUCGUUGUCAGACAGUUCCAAAUCUUGGAGAGGACAGAGAAGGAAUAUGCAAGUCAUGGGGCCAAUACCAUUUUGAAACUUUCGAUGGUCUCUAUUUUUAUUUUCCUGGGAAAUGCUCUUAUAUUCUUGCAAAAGAUUGUAGGACAACAGAGCCUCAGUAUAUGGUGGAGGUCCACAACAACGCAGAGUGCACAUCUUCACAUUACUCUUGCUCAAGGACUUUAAGCUUAUUUUUUCCAAAUGAAGAGGAAAUAACUAUUCUUGGUCAUUCAGUUAAAAAAGGAAGAAUCAGAUUGCCCUUGCCUCAGACUAUUGGGCAUGCAUUCUUUGAGCGUCUGGCUGAUUACAUACUAGUGAAGACAACAUUUGGAUUUUCCUUGGCAUGGGAUGGGCUCUCUGGUGUUUAUAUCAAGCUUACAGAGGAACACAAAGGCAAACCCUGUGGUCUGUGUGGUAAUUACAAUGGAGAUAUGUCUGAUGAUCUCAAUGCAAGUUAUAGUAUGCUGACUGAGGAUGUUGCCAUCUUUGGAAACAGUUGGAUGUCACAAUCUCCUUUUGAUUCCCCAUGUGAAUCUGUUCCAUUUGAUUUCCCUAGUCCAUGUCGGUACAAAGGAGCAGCAAUUAAUGAUAUCAUUGCAAAAUGUGAAGUUCUAGUGGGUUUCCCUUUUUUUACUUGUCGUGAAAAUGUUCAGCCUAAUUCAUAUGUCGCCAGUUGUAUUAAUGAUCUGUGCGAGAUGGAUGAUACAGAAACUCAUUGUCGUGCAUUAAAGGAGUAUGCCAGGGCAUGUUCUCAUGCAGGCUACCCCAUAACAGACUGGAGAGAUGAUUUUCCUGCUUGCAUUGAUCAAUGUGAAGAUAGUUUUGUUCAUCGUGACUGUAUUAGUUGCUGCCCACCUACUUGCACAUUUGAAAAGGAGUGCUUGGGGAGUAGCUUGUACUGCCUAGAUGGUUGUUAUUGCCCUGAUGGACUUGUCAUGGAGAAUGGAACUUGUAUAUCAGUGUCUAAUUGUCCAUGUAUAUACCAUGGCACAGUCUAUCCUAUAGGAUCUCAUUUACAGGAGGGCUGCAAUAUGUGCAUUUGCAGAGGUGGUGUUUGGAAUUGUACAGACAGUGAUUGCCCAGCUGAAUGCUCAGUCACAGGAGACAUGCAUUUUACCACCUUUGAUGGUCGGAUUUUUACAUUUCUUGGCACGUGCCAGUACAUCUUUGCAAAGAGCCACAGAAGUAACAAGUUCACUGUGACAUUACAAAAUAUGCCUUGUGGUCAGAAUCUGGAUCACAGUUGCAUUCAAUCAGUAACCUUGGUGAUAGAAGGUGAUACAAGUAACCAAGUAACCUUAACCAGAGCGGGAGAAAUCCACCUUGGCAUCCACCAGGCGAUUAGCCUGCCAUAUAACAAUGGAAUAAUUGAAAUCCUUAGGUUGUCAUCUUUAUUUGUACAAGUGAAGACAACCUUUGGUCUCUCAAUGAAGUUUGAUAAUGAAGGUGGAAGGCUGUAUCUCCAGGUUGACAGCAGAUGGAAGAGGAACACUAUGGGUCUGUGUGGAACAUAUAAUGGAAACUUACGGGAUGACUUUCAUUCCCCUGUAGGUAUGAUUGAAGGUACGCCACAGUUACAUGCCAACGCAUGGAAGAUUUCAUCAGCUUGUAUAACUCCAGUAAAUAUUCCUUUAGUUGAUCCCUGUGAUACCAACCAACAAAAUGCUUUAUAUUCAUCCACAAUGUGUGAUAUUCUCAAUCAAGAACUCUUUGCACCAUGCCAUACCUUCGUGAAUCCCAGUGUCUAUUAUCAACAGUGUCGCUAUGAUGCUUGCAAAUGUGGAAGUUUGUGCAUGUGCACUGCCCUUGCACACUAUGCCUAUCUUUGUGCCAAACACAAAGUUUUCAUUGAUUUCAGAUCAGAGGUGUCAGACUGUGGUGUCAUGUGUCCGGCUACCAUGCUGUAUCACACUUGUUCUUCCUCUUGUGGUCGGACCUGCCAAUCACUUUCUUUAUAUGAAGUUUGUGGUGAUGAUUGUGCCGAAGGCUGCAACUGCCCCAAUGGAACAUUUUAUGACGAAGUAGUACGACGCUGUGUAACAGAAUCGCAGUGCUCCUGUCACUUUAUGGGAGGAAUAUUUCAGGCAGGAGAGGUCACAUUCAGUAACUCGGGACCAUGUUUGUGCAGGAAUGGAAGGGUAGGAUGUGCUCCCACAGAACCAGAACCUGAACCAGGGGUGUGCCCGAACAAUAAGAGAUAUUUUGACUGUAGAGAUCCUCAGCCUGGCCUGCCUUGGACAGGAGCAGCAUGUGAGGUCACGUGUGAAAACUUAAUGAUGAACAUUACCUGUUCACCCAUGACACCAUGCAUUUCAGGUUGUGUUUGUCCUCCUGGAUUGAUUAAACAUGGUGGAGACUGCUUUCUGCCUGAAAGUUGCCCAUGCAGCUGGAAAGGGCAGGAAUAUUUACCUGGAGAAGUAGUUUCCACACUCUGUUACACUUGUAUAUGUCAGCGAGGAGUUUUUAACUGCUCGUACCACCCAUGUCCUUCAGUGUGCACCAUCUACAGUGAUCGGCAUUAUCGUAGCUUUGAUGGCCUGGAGUAUGAUUAUGUCAGUGACUGCCAAGUAUACUUAGUAAAGAGCACCACCAAUUUGAAUGUUUCCAUAACAACUCAAAAUGUGGAUUGUUAUGAUAGUGGAAUCAUUUGCAUGAAGUCCCUCGUUAUUUCUGUUGGAAGCACCCAUCUUCAUUUUAAUGACAACUCUGGGAAACCAACUUUGUCUGGAGUGAGGAGGGAAGCUAAUGAUUUUCAGCUGUGGAAGGCAGGUUACUACUCAGUGGUACACUAUCCACAACAGGAGAUUACAGUGUUUUGGGAUAAAAAGACAACCAUUCACAUUCAGGUUGGACCACAGUGGCAGGGUAAGCUAACAGGAUUGUGUGGAAAUUUUGACAAAAGUACGGCAAAUGACAUGACAACAUCAAAUAACAUGGAAGUAAGCAACGCCCAAGCUUUUGGAGAUAGCUGGGCUCUUGGACAGUGUGUGAGUAGAAAUGGUAUCACCCGGCCAUGUGAAGCAGACUUAAUCAGGCAGCCAUUUGCAAAGAGAGAAUGUGCUAUUCUGUACAGUGAAGUUUUUGCUCCUUGUCAUAAUGUGGUUGAUGUCACCUGGUUUUACAAGAAUUGUCUCACCGACACGUGUAACUGUAACCGUGGCGGGGACUGUGAAUGCUUUUGUACCAGUGUUGCAGCUUAUGCACACAAGUGCUGUCAAAAAGGAGUGGCAAUCAAUUGGAGGUCACCUAAUGUUUGCCCUUUUGACUGUGAAUAUUACAAUCAAGAUCUUGGAGAAGGACCAUAUUUGCUUAUCAACUACUUGUGGAAUGAUACAGUUAUUGCAAGCAACAGGAUAAAUGGGGACAUUAUACCCUUGCAAAUAAACAAUGCUGGAGAGAACAAUUUAAUGAAUUUCAUGAUUACACCUGGACUGUACAAGGCAAAACACUCAACAUUGCCUGUUGUUUCCCUUGAGUCUGCUGAAAGACCAAAUUACUUCCUACACAUUGGUGAAAGUGAUGAUCUACGCUUAAAGCAGUGGGAAGACAACCAACAUUUCCAUAAAGCUGCUUCAUUCAUUCAUCACCAGAACAACUGGAUCUCAGGCUAUAGUACCUUUGAAUUAUACAGCAGGAAGGGAUAUUUCAUUUCACUCACACCAUCAGCUGUUAAAGUAGUUCAAUAUGAGUACUCCGAAUCAUUUAAACUCUCAAGCAGCUUUAGAAUUGAAGAAAGCAGCAAGGUUAUACCAUACAGAACAAUGUGUGAAUAUCGAUAUGAAGCCUGCAUCAAUCCUUGCAUCAAAACAUGUAGUGACCCUCAUGCAAUAGCCUGCAAGUUUUUAUCACCGGUAGAGGGAUGUAUGGCACAUUGCCCAAAGGACAUGCUAUUUGAUGAAGUCACACUCCGAUGUGUUCAUCCAGAGGACUGUAUCAAUGUAACCGCAACAGAUUUACCUUAUCUAACACCUACAACAACAGAAGCAGCAUACAGAUCACCCACCACACCAAUGACUCCAAUAGUAAGAGAGUUAACAACUUCCAUUACUGGCCCAUUGCCAGCUCUUUCAACAAUGAGAACAGUUACCUCAAAACCCCUGGUAACUACCCCUACAUCAGCUCACACAACAUCUUUUACAUCCACGGAGCUUUCAAUUUUAAGUUCUACAAAGACCACGCUAACUUCUGUCAGGAGUACCAGAACAACAAAUGGGAUAACAGCGGUUCCAGCCCAGCUUAGAACUUCCAUUUACACUACUGAAAAGAUGCCACCUUCCACAAGUACAGCUUUUCGAACCAUAUCUGCUAGCAACAGAUCUGAAGUGAUUACUUCCUCAACACAUGUUGCAGAAACUACUGUUCUGCCAGAAGUUAUGAAGACUCAGUAUAGUACAUCCAUUGAAAGCACAACAGCUACAUUGAGUCAACAGUCAACAGCAGAGAAGUCUGAAAUCACAACAGAGGAGAUUACCAGCCAGUCUGUAGCACCAGUCACCAUGAGCAGGACAACCACCCUCACUCCAGAAAUGCACGUCACCCUUGAAACAACACCAGCUUCCCCAGUUUCAGCUUCAUCUACGAGUGUUCAGGAGAAAGCCACAUCAGAACUGUCCACUGCAUCACUGACUCCUCCUUCUACUCUGACAGCAUCUAUUUCUGCAGCUUCAACUAGUCCUCAGCCAGAAGCAACAGUUACAUUUGGUAUCUCAACGAUACCCUCUUAUUCUCAAACCGAACCACCAUCAGUGACUCCAACACUGUGCACAAGGCAUCAUGGAGGAAUGGCCUUCACUGGCAAAUUUAUCAGUGGUGUCCCAACUCUAGCCAAACCCUUUCAAUCAAUGCAGGAACAAGCUACCACACUCCGGUGCCCUUUUAAUGUGACACAGCCAAGUUGUGGUUUUCUGGGAAUGCCUGUCCAAAUCAACAGUGACAGGUGCUGUCCACAAUGGGAGUGUCCAUGUCGCUGCUCAAUGUUCUCUGACCUACACAUCAUUACAUUCGAUGGCAAUGAUGUAGGAGUUUAUGAUGCUGCAGCCUAUGUACUGACUCUGUUACCACAGGAAACUAUUGUUGCUCACAUUGAACAGUGUCCAACCCGUGAGAGUGCCAAUUCUAUAAGGCGUCCUGUGCCUGGAGGAAACUCUGGAUUAUGCUUUAAAAAGCUGAACAUAACCUCACAUAACCACAGAGUUCUCAUCGAUCGACUUGAAAGACUGACAACUGUAAACUCUCGACCUGCUCGACUCCCCUUCACAAAAUUAGGCUUCCACAUACAGGACACUGGAGCAAUGUACCUGAUUGGAACCCCAGCUGGUGUUACUAUUCAGUGGUAUCGUAGCACGGGCAUCAUUGUGUUGGAAUUUGGUUUGCCUUCCAACAGAACCAUAGGAACUAAAGGCUUAUGCGGAUGCUGCAAUGGUAGCCCUGCUGACGACCUCAAGCUGCCGAAUGGGACCAUUGUUACAGAAGUGGAAAACAUCGGACUUUUUCUUGAAAGCUGGAUGGUUGAAACAUCUGGACUAGAGAGAGAUUGUUUUCGAUGCCGAAAACAGAAUUGCACCACUGGUAACUGUACUGCUUGUUUUGAAAUGUUGAAUCAGAAUCCUUGGAUCCUAUGUCAUCAGCAUGUCACUCCAGAAAUAUUUUGUGAGCUCUGGAUUAGAGAUUUUCACUAUGUGACACAUCAGUGUGAUGCUUUGGCUUUAUAUGCAGCUGCUUGUAAUAAAUACAAUGUUUGUAUUCCAUGGAGAACUCCAGAAUUUUGUCCACUUAGCUGCCCUGUUGGCAUGGAAUACCAACCUUGUGUGCCAGCUUGUGAAAGCAAAAUGUGUCAGAAUAAGGACUUCUAUUUGGAACAUGACCCCACUUGUUCAUUCAUCAGUGAGAGUUGUGUCUGUCCACGAGGGACUGUACUUCACCAACCAGAUUCCAACUACUGUGUUACAGAAGAAAAAUGUGCUUGCACAGACAAUGAAGGCCGACCACGUUCAGCAGGUGAGACCUGGAAUGGAUCUCAUAAAGGGUGCUGUAUGUACAAGUGCUUGGAUAAUGGAACCAUCAUCGCCAUAGAACCUGAAUGUAGUGAAGUACCAUCACCAAUCUGUGAAAGAGAAGGAGAGUUAAUUAUUGAUGUAAUUGAAGAGGGAGCAUGCUGUCCAAAGAAGAUUUGUGAAUGCAAUUUGACUAUAUGUGGAAGUGAUGUGCUGACAUGUGAAAAUGGAGAUAAAUUGAUGAUAGGCUAUAGUGCCAUCUCCUGUUGUCCUGAGUACCGAUGUGAAUGUGAUCCUCUGGCAUGUCCAACCAGUUCACCACCAGUAUGCAGGGAGGACCAGUUUCUUGUUGAAGUGCGAAUAGGCGAUUCUUGCUGUUUCUCAUUUCAGUGCGUGUGCGAGUCAUGCAUUGACCCAAUUCCUACAUGCAAUGAAGGAGAUGUUCUUGCAGUAGAUCUCAACACUGUUGAUCGUUGCUGUCCACUCUACCAUUGCGUCUGCGAUGAAAAUAUGUGUCCCCCUCCUGACAAGACCUGUGCAGUUGGAAUGAAACUAGUGAAGAGACAUGUUUCAGGGGCCUGCUGUCCUGAUUGGCAGUGUGAUUGCAGCUGUGAAAACACAACUAUUAAGACAUGUAAAGUGUUUGUUGGUUCAUCAAAAUUGAAGCAGUUUUCUGUUCAUCAAGGAAAAGCUGAUGUCUGUCUCUUCCAAGGCGUCACUGCACUAAAACCUGGCCAGUCACUAUUUCAGCACCUUGAAGGUGAUCAAUGUUACAUAGCAAGUUGUUUCCAGCAGGCAGAUCCAGCCACAGAAUCUCCUUCAAUGGAAGUGUCAAUAGUUAACUGUUCAGCAAAAUGCGAACCCCACCAAGUCUAUAUUCCUUCAAAUGAUCCCCAUGUUUGCUGUGGAACCUGUAAGAAUAUGUCAUGCCCUUUUGAGGAAGAAGGGAGCAUAGUUUUGCAUAAGGCAGGAACCUCCUGGAUUGCUGACUGUAUCAGAUAUGAAUGUCUGGAGACAACUGUUGGAGUCAUUAUGCUUGGCUCUGGAAUUGUCUGCCCACCAUUUAAUGAGACUGAAUGCAUACAGAAAGGGGGAGUUGUAAAGUACAUGGACGGUUGCUGCAGGACUUGCAAAGAAGAUGUAAGGCCUUGCCGGAAAUUAGAUGUCAAAAUGAUCAUAAGAAAAGAUGACUGCCGUACCACUGGCGCUGUCAUUGUGGCUUCUUGUGAUGGUAAGUGUCCAUCAGCCAUGAUAUUCAACACUAAUAUCAACAGCUAUGCAAAAUUCUGCAAAUGCUGCCGAGAAGUUGACCUCACAGAUCAGACUGUGCCACUUUAUUGUGUGGGAAAUGCCACUUGGAUUAACUUUACAUUUCAAGAGCCAACAGAUUGUUCCUGUCGAUGGAAUUAAACUGCUUAUAGUAUGCGUCAAACAUAUGAUUGGAGAAUGGCCUAGGAAUUGGUUGUUGUCUUACUAGAAAUAUGCUCA